Pyrus x bretschneideri (Chinese white pear) is the source of this 925-nucleotide messenger RNA. RefSeq names its product photosystem II D1 precursor processing protein PSB27-H2, chloroplastic. Gene Ontology annotation, biological process: photosystem II assembly; photosystem II repair. Bases 132 to 755 code for a protein of 207 amino acids. The record is from RefSeq and is a predicted model, not a curated record. The transcript is spliced from 3 exons. Lineage: Eukaryota; Viridiplantae; Streptophyta; Magnoliopsida; Rosales; Rosaceae. Gene Ontology annotation, cellular component: chloroplast thylakoid lumen; photosystem II.
AACCAGGAGACGCGCAGUUUGGAAGCAAGAAGCUGAGGCAGAAACUCCACAAGCUGCUCCCACUGAAGGUGAAAUUCUGUGCGGAUAUGGCUCUUCUCGCAUUUGGUUGAGAUUAGUUGAAGAAGAAGAAUAUGGCUCUUCUCGCAGAAAAGAUCUGCCUCCCUGUAAUUUUCAGGACGAGGGAACAUAAUACCUUCAAACCUGCCAAACUGUAUAAAGUGCAGUACAGGUGUGAGCUACCCUCUCAAGAAGCUUUAUCAAGUCGCCGGCAUUUUGUAACCGGUGCUGGUGCUUCGAUUACAACGGCUUUAACCAUCAGCAAUGUCUUAGCACCAUCGCCGGUUUGGGCUGAUGACAAGUCAAAUGGCGAAGAGGAAAAUGAUGGAGUUAUAGGUGCUCUUAAAACGCUGUUCGAUCCCAAUGAGAAAACAAAGUCCGGAAAAGUGUUGCCAAAGGCUUACUUGAAGUCGGCAAAAGAGGUUGUGAAGACACUGCGUGAAUCGCUGAACGAAGACACCAAGGAUAAUGCUAAAUUUCGACGAACUGCAGAUGCAGCAAAGGAAUCGAUUCGAGAGUAUUUGAGCACUUGGAGAGGACAACAAGAGGUGGCUCAAGAGGAAUCUUACGUUGAGAUAGAGAAAGCAAUAAGAUCGUUGGCCGGAUUUUACUCCAAGGCAGGGCCAUCUGCUCCACUGCCUGAACAAGUCAAGUCUGAAAUAUUGAAUGACUUGAACACAGCCGAAGAGUUUUUGUGACGGCAUUGCCUUUAUUGGGGGCAUCAGAGAUCGAUAUUGCUUCCUCUCUUAUGUAUAAUUGGGUAAUAUAUGGUGGAAGCCUAGAAGGAAUGUUGGCAUUGUUUAAUUUGUACCAUUGUUUUCUCCAGUUUUAUGUGAAUGGUGUGUAAAUCAUAUUCCUCUUUUCUUUC